GGCAACACUCCGAUCCCAGCGUGAGCAACAGCACUGCUAAAGAGGAGCUGAACUGUUAACACCGAAGAAGUCAAAGAUCCUGUACAGCACUCAAGGGGUAACCAAGAUGUGGAGGACAGGAAAAGCUGCCACUGGACAAGGCAUUGAUGGACCUCCGGCCAAGAAAGUGAUGAUAAGAAAAAGAUCCACAGUGCCUGGAGUAAUGAUUAAUCAGUACGUGGAGAAGUUACCCGAAGGAAAGACCACUCCAGACUUCAUUCGCAAACCCACAGCAAUGACUGUCAACGAAGGAAAAGUGGCUGUAUUCAGAGCAGCUGUGACUGGGAAUCCGGCCCCGACAGUCACAUGGGGAAGGAGCAAAGGCAACGUCACAGAUCCAGAAAAGUACCAAAAGAAGUACGAUGACACUAAUGAGGAAUAUGUGCUGGAGAUUCCCAAUGUGUCUGUAGACCAAGCAGACGUCUACAAAUGUUUUGCUACUAAUGAGUUCGGAAAGGCCAUCUGUACUGCUGCCAUGAAGGUCAUUGCAGGUCAAGGAAAAGAGAUGGAUUUCAGAAAAAUGCUCAAGAGAACGAAUGUGGAAAAGAAAAAGCCUCCCGCCAAGAAGGAAGGUGACAUCGAUCCGCAGUUCUGGGAAGUCCUGCUGUCGGCGGACAGGAAGAACUACGAGCGCAUCUGUGCAGAGUACGGCUACACAGACUUCCGAUUCAUCCUGAAGAAAAUCAGUCAAAUGAAAAAAGAGAGGGAAGAGGAGCAAGCAAAGUAUGUGAAGAGCAUCAGCAAUCCGAAACCUAUUGAAGUUAAGGGAGAUGGUACAGCCAAGUUUGAGUUUGAUAUGGAACUCAAGGACCCCAACAGUAAUCUUUUUCUCUUCAAGGAUGGAGAAAUACUCAACUAUGGCAGAGACAAUGAUGACAGUGACAAUUAUAUGAAGUACAAUUUGAAACAAUCAGGGAAAAACUAUAUGUUCAGCAUAAAAGACAUCGUGCCAGAGGAUGCAGGCUUGUAUCAAGUGGAUGUUGAGGACACUAAUGUCUUUUCAACAGAACUGAAGAUUCCUUCAGGCGAGUUUCUUGUCAACAUUAAGGAGGUGAAAGCAGAGGAAGGACAGGACGCCAUUUUUGAAUGUGUCUUAUCCAACCCUUUGCCUUCAAUUACUUGGAUGGGUGGUGACGCACGCCUGGACUCUGGGGGAAAAUAUCAUAUCUCUGUGUCUGAAGAUCAGCUGAUCCACAGAUUAGUGGUGAAAGGCUGCGAGCCAGGAGAUAAGGGUGUCUACAAAGCCAUUGCUGACAGUCAAUCAAGUAGCGCCUCACUCAUAGUCCAAGGAGGGAGUACAACUCAAGGUGGAAGCUCUGGUCUGGACAAAACAACCCAGGAUCAGCAAGCUAAACUACAGAAGGAAAGAGGCAAGAUGGAGGAUGAAAAAGGAGCAAGACAGAAGAAUGCAUCAGCAUCUGGGGGAGCUGAUGGUGGGAUUGCUGGAGAUGGGAUGGGAGACAGCAGUGCCGGACUCGGCUCUGGGUCAGCAUCUGCAAUGGGUGAUGGUUCGGGAGAAGAUGGCAAGGGACUGGGAGGUAUGAGAAGUAGGGGAAAUGGGUCAGGAGGUGAUGAUAGAGGACUUUCUGGCAGAGUGACUGAUGGUACAGAUACUGGUUUGGCAGGUCUUAGUGGGUCAGGGGAUGGUGGGAGACGACUUGAUGAUGAAGGCCUUAGUGGAACAAGGCUUGAUGAUGAUGGCCUUGGUGGAGCAGGAGAUGGAGGUGCAGGUCUUGGAGGAGAUGCCUCUGCUGUUGAUGGGUCUGGGGAAGAUGGACCCGAUGGUCAGGGCAUGCAGCGCGUCAGAGCGGGACUGGCAGUUCCUGAAACACACAAAGAUCCUGGAGUUUACUUCAGCAGUGGGCUGUCUGAUGUCCAUGCCAUCAUCGGAGAGGCUGCAGAGAUGUUCUGCAAGCUGAGCAGUGGUAGAUCUGAUGGAGUCUGGUAUAAAGAUGGUAAAAAACUGAAAUCCACAGACAGAGUAAAGCUUACCAAAGAUGGGGUCAUCCACAAGCUAUGCAUCAAGAAUUGCCAGGAAGCCGACUCAGGAAAAUACCGCUUUGAAGCAGAUGGACGUAAAACAGAAGCCAUGCUUAAUGUACAAGAUCCUCCCAGGUUCAGCUCUGAUGACCUGAGUCAGUUCUCUGAGCCUGUAAUCGUGAGAGCCGGGGAAACCGCAACAUUCAAGAUGCCCUUUGUGGGUCGGGAGCCAAUGAAGGUGCAGUGGUAUAAAGAAGGAGAGGAGCUACUGGACGACAGAAAUGUCACUGUGGAGAAGGCCGCCAAUCAGAGCCGCGUGCUCCUUAGAAAGUGUCAACGUAAAGACUCUGGAGAAAUCAAGGUCAAGAUCAGGAACGAGUUUGGAACCACUGAAGCCAUUUCCAAGCUCAAAGUUCUGGACAAACCCACCCCGCCUCAAGGCCCGGUUGAUGUGGUUGAAAGUACAUCGAAUUGUAUUCAUUUCAAGUGGAGGCCCCCAAAGGACGAUGGUGGCAGUCCGCUGACAACUUACAUCCUAGAACGUCAGCAAGUGGGACGCAACACCUGGAAGAAGCUGGGGGAGAUCCCUGGGGGAGAUGCCACCUACCGGGAUGCCGAUGUAGACCUUGGAAGAAAAUACUGUUACCGCAUUUGGGCCAAGUCAGCAGAAGGUGUCAGUGAGAUGAUGGAGAGCGAUGACAUCAUGGCUGGUGCAAAGGCAUUCCCAAAUGCACCAGCUGCUCCUAAGGUAGUGAGCGCGUUCAAGAACUGCAUCACUCUGCAAUGGCUGGCUCCUACCAACACUGGAGGAACCAGAAUCUCAGGUUACCACCUGGAGAAACGCAAGAAGGGGAGUAACCUGUGGACACCGGUCAAUCCCGUGGAUGAACCUAUUCAAGAAAAAAGGUACGCAGUGACAGAAGUUGUGGCCGGAACAGAGUACGAGUUCCGCGUCAUGGCGGUAAACAUUUCAGGAUUCGGUGAGCCCAGUGCCCCGUCGGAAUCUGUGAUGGCCAGAGACCCAAAGAAGUUGCCUGGGAAGGUUAUGGGCCUGAAGGUAACUGACACCACAUACAAUAGCUUGUCCCUUGCUUGGAAUAAACCAAAAGUGGACAGUGGGGUGCAAGAUGAGGCCAAGGGCUACUUUGUGGAGAUCAGGCCUGCCGACAGCACAGAGUGGGUUCGCUGUAACAUCAAUCUCAUCACCACAACAUUCUUCACUGUGAUUGGCCUGAGGUCCAUGGCCAUGUACUGGGUGAGGGUGAUUGCCACCAAUGAGGGAGGGGAGGGCGAGCCCCAGCAACUGGAUAACUAUAUCCUUGCCAUGCCCCCACCUGUGAGACCAACAUUUAAGAACAUAAAAGGCACUAAGUUGAUGUUAGUUAGGGCAGGCAAUUCUGCCCGGGUCAACAUCAACUAUGAGGCCUCCCCUUUGCCCGAAGUAACUUGGCAGAAGGAUGGCUUGCCCAUUCCCAAACGGGUGACGGUGACCAACGCAGAGGGGGCGUCCCAGCUCCUCAUUCCCUCCUCAGAACGCUCCGACACUGGAGUGUACGCCAUCUUAGUCAAGAAUCUGGUCGGCCAGGAAACCCUUAGCAUAGAGAUCAGAGUUACAGAUGAUCCUAAAUCGCCUGGACUGAUGCAUCUGGAGGAGAACGUUCCCGGCACAGUGACCGUGUCCUGGGCACCAUCUCCAGAUGAGAACCUCGAUGACCGCCUAUACUACACGGUGUCCAAACAUGACUCCGUCAAGCGAAGAUGGCAGACUGUGGCUCACCGGCUCUUCAACAACAAGUUCACUGUGGUAAACAUCAUGGCCGGACGCGAGUACCGAUUCCGCGUGUAUGCCAACAACGACAUGGGGGUCUCUGAACCAUCUGAGUCACCCACCUGGGCUACCGAGAAAAAGAAAGAUAAGUUUGUGUGGAACGUGCCCAAAUCAAAGAGCUGUAACUUCCAGACGCCACCCAAGUUCCUGGUUCCGCUGAAGAUGCACUCGGCCCCUGAAGGCUACGAGUGCUACAUGAGCUGCGCGGUGACGGGAAAUCCGGCACCUCGGAUUACCUGGUACCAUGACAGCGUGAGCCUGUCAACCGACCCUGACUACCACAUCACCAACACCUGCGGCGUCUGCUCCCUGCUGAUCCUCAGGGUCGGCCCUAAGAGCAGCGGGGAGUACAAGGUCAUGGCGGAGAACAGGCUCGGUCGGGCCGAGAGCUCCACCACGCUCACCGUGAGAGAAAGACUGUGAUCAAGAUGACGGGAUUCAUCAGUUAGCUUCAUAUAUGAAAUUUGAUUUCUGAAAAUUCUGAAAAUCUGAAUGGUCUGAAAGUUCUUUUUGCCACAGUUGAUCUACUUUUUAUUGGUAGAACAGAGAAUUAGUAAAAUGUGCUUUGUAGUUAAUCAGAAUAAUUGUUCAGUAGGGAUACAAAGAGAAAAGGAAAAAUGUCAGUAUUGGAGGAGCUGGAAAUCAUUGAUCCUUUAAAAUAUGGGAAUUAGGGAAUAACACUGGGAAUUUCGGAAUUCCACCAAUCCAUAAAUAACAUAUGCAAUAAAACCUUGCUGGGUGUGCAUGCGAAUGGGGGGGGGGGGGUUUCUAGCACUACAUCAUUUGUCAGAAUAUAUAACUUCCCCCACUAUUGUAUAAGUGCUUAUAUUUUGCCAGUAAGUAUAUCUUUUGUUUUAAAUUUAUUGCACAUAAGGGUGGUCUUUGCUAUAAGCUAUGUGUAAUAUUUCAAUAAAUUACUAGUAGUUUUUAGCAGAAAUCUAAAUGUACUAUGCAGUGUUACUCAAUAAAAGAUUUUUAAGCCAUGGCUGA
Molecule: messenger RNA, 4837 nt
Organism: Brienomyrus brachyistius
Lineage: Eukaryota; Metazoa; Chordata; Actinopteri; Osteoglossiformes; Mormyridae
Product: immunoglobulin-like and fibronectin type III domain-containing protein 1
Exons: 24
Coding region: 107-4270 (1387 amino acids)
Molecular function (GO): protein binding
Source: RefSeq, a predicted model, not a curated record